UCCAUAAGUAGAAACUUGGGUUAUUAGUGCAUGUGUUUAUCCAUCAUCUUACACCCACCUCAUUUAUUUCUCUCUUUUCUCUCAACAUCUCCUCAUUAAACUCCUCUCCCCCCCCCCCCCCCUCUUUUUAUUUCAUUUCCUCCAUUAUUUCAAUUUUCAACCACCAAAUUCUCUACCUUUUCUCUUCAUUCAUCCUUUCUAAAUAUGAUGGAAUCUCCUUCUAGAACUCUUACCCUCUCUCCAUCUCCUCAUUCUCCUUCCCCCACCACCUUCCGCCGGCGGCGUAGUAGCAGUGACUCGGCUAACUCGCCCGAGUUUGAGUUCUCGAGUCUCGGAUGCGACUCACAAACUACACUUCUUUCAGCUGAUGAGCUCUUCUCUGAUGGGUUCCUUCUCCCACUUCAUCUCCUCCGUCUUCACAGAUCUGAAUUCGAUCCUGAACCGGAUUCCGGUCCAUCUGAAUCGGAUCCUGGUUUAUGUGAACCGGAGUCUGAACCUUCUGCGUUGAUUACUUCCUCCGGUUCAGGUAACCCGAUUCUCAGUGCUUCGAAACGGUGGAGAGAGAUUUUUAAGCGAGGUGAGAAAAAACCGGGAAAUAUCACUGAAGAUAAACCAGAGAAUAAACUUGAGAAAAAGAAAGAAAAAGAUCGGAAAAGUAGUAGUAAUAUUAAUAGUAGUUCGGCCGAGUUGAAUAUCAAUAUAUGGCCGUUUUCAAGGAGCCGGUCUGCAGGAAAUAAUUCAGGCCGGUCUAAAUCAGCGGCUCAAUCAAACCGGAAAGUCAGCAGUGCACCAUGUUCAAGGAGUAAUUCUUCAGGUGAAUCUAAAUCAAGAAGGUCUUGGCCCAGUAGUCCGGGUCGACCGGGAGUUCACUUGGGUCGAACCAGUCCGGUUUGGCAAGUAAAGAAAACUGGACCAGUGAACCGCACAGCUAGUAGCGGUGGUUCGGGUAAAGGCCGGGUUUUGAAGCUGAAUGUUCCGGUUUGUAUCGGAUAUCGACAGAGUUUGAGUUGUGGAAGCGACGAAAAUGGCGGCGGAGGGGGAGUUGGUGGUGGUGAUGAUAGUGGCGGCGGAAGUGGGCCCAGGAAUGGUGGUGGUAAUGGAAUUAACAAUCAUUUGUUUAGCUUGCGUGGAUUUUUUAGUAAGAAAACUACAGUUUUAACGGUUUAACUUCUAUUUUAACUGUUAAGUUAAACUAGUAAAUCUGCAACUAGUAGGAUUAUUACUGCAGUAAUCUAGUAGUAGUAAGUAGUUUGACUUUGUGAGUCAGAUUUCGUCUGACCUUUGUGAAUUUCUCGUAAUUUGCUGCUCACAAUGACGUUUAAUAUUUUUUUUUUUUAUUUUGUAUAUUUUACAUUGUACUCUAUAUUAGUUUUAGUUACAUUAUUAUUGUUGAAUAUAGAGCCUAAAAUGCUAUGUUAAACUUGUUAUCAAUUUUAUGAUUUGAUUAAUGAUAAUUAUUAUGAAUAAUGAAAUUAUAGAAAUAUGAAUUUUUUGCCCUC
Amaranthus tricolor (Joseph's coat) is the source of this 1499-nucleotide messenger RNA. RefSeq lists its product as uncharacterized. The transcript has a single exon. The coding region runs from base 205 to 1167 and encodes 320 amino acids. The record is from RefSeq and is a predicted model, not a curated record. NCBI's taxonomy places the organism in Eukaryota, Viridiplantae, Streptophyta, Magnoliopsida, Caryophyllales, Amaranthaceae.